This is a messenger RNA of Anthostomella pinea, 2133 nucleotides long. The record is from the annotation of a GenBank genome assembly. Lineage: Eukaryota; Fungi; Ascomycota; Sordariomycetes; Xylariales; Xylariaceae.
AUGGCUGUAGAUGAGCCUCUCGGCGAGGCCUAUGAAGAGAAGCAGCAUCAAGCUGCCUAUAUCUUCGAUCCUUCCGAUGCCGUUGAUGAUGGCACUCGGCCCGCCAAGCGGAGAAGGGUCUCUAAGAAGCUGAAGAAGUCUGAAGCCCACACGGUAGCCAGCACGUCGGUAUAUCCACGUCUCUUCGACGGUGCCGAAAGUGAGCGCUGCGCCCACAUUCGGCAACAACUGUUUGAGCACACGUGGUCUAAGAUCGAAUCAAGGAUUCAGCGCAUACUGCGAGAGGCAAACCAGUCGACCCUGCGUCAAGUCACGUCUUUUCUACAGGCAGCUCCAGACCAUGCGCCUGUCGGCAAGAUCCCGUCCGCCUUCAUCAUAACUGGCCCCAACAUUGCCUCUCAAGACCUCCUGUUCGAGCAACUCGCUGAGACUCUGCAACUUCAGGCAGACGCAAGCGUUGUGCGUCUGCGUUCCGGGGAUGCUUCGAACUUGAAAGCCAUUCUGAAGAAAAUGAUCCAUGAUGCCGUGGCCAAAGUCACCGACGAUGAGGAGAAUGACUUGGAAGUGGCCGUGAGCAAGGAUGGCCGGAGAUUCCUCAACUAUGAUCUCGAAGCUCUUCAUACCCACCUCAAGUCCAGUCCCCGACGCCACGUAGUCAUUGCAUUUCAGGACAGUGAGGCCUUUGAGAGCGGGCUGUUAUCAGACUUGAUCUCGCUUCUCAGUUCGUGGCUUGAUCGCAUCCCCUUCGCCCUGCUGUUUGGUGUGGCCACUUCAGUGGAGUUGUUUGAGGCACGACUCCUGAAGUCUACCUGCCAGUGUCUUUAUGGUAGACAAUUCGAUGUUGAGCAGUCGGCAACAAUUGUCGCUAAGGUCUUCAAGGCUGCCGUCGCGCAUUCCGAAGCACCCUUGCGAUUAGGCCCGAAUCUUGUGAGCAGUCUUCUUGAGCGCCAGCGAGACCAAGUCGCCAGCAUCCCUGUAUUUGUCAGCUCCUUGAAGUACGCCUACAUGUGUCACUUCUACGCGAAUCCCCUGACAGUCCUGUUUUCCGAAGAACUCGAUGAGGACGCGCUCCAUGGGGAAAACCUCGAGGCGUUGCGGUGUCUUCCAUCCUUUCGUCACUCCGUGGAAAUGGCUGUCAAAGAAGGCGAUAUUCAGCGAGCAAGGCUGCUCCUAGAGGACGACCGAUAUCUAACAACAUAUCUGCGGGAUCGCCUUGAACACUUCCGUCACUGGGCAGUCAAAUUCUUACGUAUCCUGAAGAUCAUCACGAUCAACAACUCUUCGUCCGCUGGACUCGCUGAUAUGUACUUGGACUCCCUUCUAAGAGGGGUCAACCUCUCGGAUCAGGAUGCCGAGAUCGGGGAGUCGAUAAAACGAAUGCAACCAUCCGACAGCAUACUAUUCCUGACACGGCUUCUAGAUGUAAUCGACAAUGGAGACCCUAGUCUUGGCUUGGAUGCAGGGGCGGGUGACACGGAGGAGGCCGUCAUGGAGCUCUCUGACAUUCUUGCUGAUAUCAAGCGGUUACAUCAGGAGAAUGAAGAGGAAGGCAAAGUUCUUCGAAGUAAGUACAGUGGACAGAGCAAGAUUGUGCGUACUACUGUUGUUGCCCAGAAAGUGCAGCUUAGUCGCGACACGGCGGCUUUGACCGACAACGACAAGCUGUACACCGACCUCAUGGACCGUGUGCUCGAGCAGUUGCGCAUCGUGUUGCGUGUUGAAGGCGCGGAGGACUUGGUGUUCAAUGAGAUAUGGUUGUACGACUCGAAAGCGCUGUACAAAGACGUAUUCAUCCCACGGCCAAGAGGCGUUGGUGAGCGAGCGCUAUCACGGCCCCAUGACUACCUAGGCUGUUCCUGCUGCCGGUCAAGAGAGGACCAGGUCAUGCCAACAUUCCCGACAACUGCCGUAUUGUACCAACUCUACCUCGAAACCGGCUCGCUCAUCAAUGUUGCCGACCUCUGGUCUGCAUACUACGCAAUCGUGGGCGAGGACAACGAGGGCGGGCUGGAUGAGCGAACUGCACUUGUUUUGUUCUAUCGCGCAAUGGCCGAACUGAGGGUCAUGGGCUUUGUCAAGCAGAGUAGGAAAAAGGCAGACCACGUUGCAAAGCUCGCGUGGAAAGGGCUUUGA